Messenger RNA from Microplitis demolitor, 2236 nucleotides. RefSeq names its product retinoid-inducible serine carboxypeptidase-like. Bases 506 to 1846 code for a protein of 446 amino acids. The record is from RefSeq and is a predicted model, not a curated record. The transcript has 7 exons. Gene Ontology annotation, molecular function: serine-type carboxypeptidase activity. Gene Ontology annotation, biological process: proteolysis. Lineage: Eukaryota; Metazoa; Arthropoda; Insecta; Hymenoptera; Braconidae.
UUACGAAUCGAGUGCUGUUAGUUAGACAUUAGUGUUUAGUGUCAAAUGUAAGAACUGUACAUCGAUACGCUGAGUUAUUAUUAGAUUUAAUGUAAUGGUUUUAUGUAUAAAAUUCAUUAAUAUACUCGUUUGGAAAAUUAUGUUGUAAAUGUAUCUCUAAUUUUACGGUAAAUUUUCAGUUCAAAAUAUUCAUUUUUUUCGGGAAACAUAAAAUACUCAAAAAUUUUAAAUUUUCUUGUGAAUCUCAACUGAUUCCGUCCAACUAACAGGAGAUUGUUUGACGUUAUACAGGUCAACUAUAGGACAGAAAUCAGAUUUUUUUUUUUUAAUUAAAAAGCCAUAAUAGGAAUUUGAAAUAAUUAUAAAAAAACAAUAUUAUAAUGCUGCGAUAGAAAUAAUAAUUAUGUUUUUAAUAUACAUGAAAAAUUGAUUCAUAUAAAAAAAUAUUAAAAUAAAGAAUUUCUAUUAUAAAAAUCAGCGUAGAUAAAAAAAUUAAUUUCUUAAAAUGAAGUGGAUAUGGAUCAUGACUUUACUUUCAACUUUUUUAGUACAGGUAGCAGAGAGUAGCAAAGUUGGAAAAGUAGGUUUCGGUCCCGGUAAACAAGACUGGGGACACGUGACAGUAAGACCAGGUGCUCAAAUGUUUUGGUGGCUGUAUUACGUGAACCCUCCAACAAUUAAUACACUAGACAGUUUCAAUGUAUUUGAGAAGCCUUUAAUUAUUUGGCUACAAGGAGGUCCAGGAGUAUCCGGAACUGGCUAUGGAAAUUUUCACGAAUUUGGUCCACUUGAUCUCAAUCUCAAACGGAGAAAUCACACAUGGGUAAACGACUACAAUGUCUUAUUGAUUGAUAACCCAGUAGGUGUCGGGUUCAGUUUUGUGGAAAAUGAUUCAUUGAUGGCAAAAAACAACACGCAGAUCGCUCAAGAUCUUGUGAUCUGUAUCAAAAAAUUUUUGGAAACCAUCCCGGAGUUUGGAAACGUUCCUACUUACAUCGUAGGAGAAUCUUACGGUGGAAAAAUGGCUGUGGAAUUCGCUCUUCUUUGGUCUCAGGCUCAAAAUAAUGGAAAUAUCCGAAGCAAAUUGAAAGGACUCGCUAUAGGUGAUUCGCCUAUCUCAUUUCGUAAAAUAGUUCGCUCUCUACCUUCGUAUCUCCUAAAUAUGGGUUUGAUAGACAGAAUUGAUCAACGUGACAUUAAUAGAUCAGUUAAUAAAAUCCUAAUAUCAAUUACUAAAGAAAAAUGGGUUGAUGCAUUUGCAAAUUAUAAAAAUAUGUGGAAUACCAUUUAUAAUGUUGUAGAUAAUGUCGAUGUCUAUAACAUCUUAAAAAAAACGAAUCCAACUAAUAACAGUUCCAAUAAUUAUAAUUUUCCUCAAGUGAAAUCCCCUUCGAAUCCAGUUAAUAUUUCUAGUCUAAUUCAAAAAUUGAUGGAAAAUGACGUCAAGAAAGCUCUUGGUCUCAAUGGCACCUACAAUUUGUAUUCAAAUCGUGUGUCCAUGAAGUUGAUGAAUGAUUACAUGAAACCUGUUACUGAUAUUGUUGAAAGACUAUUGUUGAAAACAGAUCUGAAAAUUUUUGUCUAUACUGGUCAGUUUGAUAUGGUAGUUCCGUCACCUAGUACUCUUGCUUGGAUGAGAAAACUCAAAUGGAAUAACGCUAAAGCAUGGCGGCAAGCCUCAAGAGUGUCAUUUUCUGUCAACAAUAUUAUCGAAGGAUUCGUUAAAGAGUAUGGGAAUUUAAAACUGUAUUGGAUCAAUCGAUCAGGACACAUGGUGCCGCGGGACAAUCCAAUUGCUAUGAAAGUAGUGUUACAUGAUUUAACUUUUGAUGUAAAUGAAAAAUAAAUUUUUUAAUUUAAUAAUGAAAAUGAAUUAAUGGAUUUUUACAUUUUAAUUGAGACUAUGGCAACCCGGGUCAAAAAUAUAGAACUUGGUUCGCUGACUUUUUAGUUUAGGCGAACUUGAAGCAAAUUGAGGGGCCUCGUUGCGUUAUUUUAUGUAUAUAUACAUAUAUGACUAUAUUUAUUAUGAAUAAGAGCUUUUGAAAUGAUACACUACUACAAUUAUUUAAAUAAUAAAUUGAAAAUAUCCAUCAUAAUCAUCAAUUUUACUUCCUAAGUGACUAUCUGAUGAAAUUGCGCUUAUCUCAUAUAGUUAAUUUUAUUCAAACCACUUCACUUAAUUACAAAUUGUUCAUUAAAUAUUUAUAUGAUGCACACAAUAAUGAACAUUCUA